CCUUCAGUUAAGAGCAGAACAAGCAACUAUCUAACAAAAAUGUUUUUCAAAAUCGCAGUUGCCUUGCUCUUUGUCGCUGCUGUUUCUGCUAGUCACUAUGAAGAACAUGAGGAGCAUCAUGAUCCAAUUCCAUACAAGUUUGGUUAUGAAGUGAAGGAUCAUGAAGGCUCCCAACACAGACAUGAAGAAGGAGAUGGUCAUGGUCAUGUCAGAGGGAGCUAUGGAUACGUUGACCAUAAAGGCAUCCACCGAGAAGUUCACUACGUUGCUGACAAAGGUGGUUUUCGUGCCGAGAUCAAGACCAACGAACCAGGAACAGCCAAUCAGGAUCCCGCUCAAGUCAAAAUCCAUUCUGAUGCAUCCUAUCAUCAUCAUCACGAGCCUCAUCAUGUGCAUGAUGAUAUUCAUGAUAAUCAUGGUCAUGGUUACGCUUAAAAUGGUAUUCGUCUCAUGAUGAAGUGGCAUAUAUUGUCUGCAACGGAAAAUGUUCUCAAUGUUCGCAGAGUGUGAUAUAAAGCAUAAUGAUAAAAAUUUCAUAUUUAAAAUUCGAAAAAUAUGAAAUUUGAUGAACUCGAUAUCUAUAGUGCCAAAAACAUUGUUCGUUUUGCUUGAUUGCUUAAAAUUCUUUUAUUUUAUUAAAAAAAAUUAUAACUUCUCAAAACAAUUUAGGUAAUUUAGCAAAAAUAGAAAAUCAAAAUUUCA
Argiope bruennichi is the source of this 702-nucleotide messenger RNA. RefSeq names its product cuticle protein 10.9-like. Bases 40 to 435 code for a protein of 131 amino acids. Gene Ontology annotation, cellular component: chitin-based extracellular matrix. Gene Ontology annotation, molecular function: structural constituent of chitin-based larval cuticle. The transcript is spliced from 3 exons. The record is from RefSeq and is a predicted model, not a curated record. NCBI's taxonomy places the organism in Eukaryota, Metazoa, Arthropoda, Arachnida, Araneae, Araneidae.